UGAUCCUCCACCUCCAUCACUUCAGCGCUGACCGGUGGGGCGUUAGGAUGCAUCGAGGCUCGAGGCCCCUGAGUCACCCUGUUCUCCUGCUCUGGCUGCUUUCUGCACAAGUAUCCGCGGACCUGCCCUUGUGCAAAGAGUCAGAUUAUCACUUUGAGUACACAGAGUGUGACGUUCUCGGGUCAAGAUGGAGGGUGGCAAUUCCCAACAAAGCCAACACAUGCACUGGCCUCCCAGAGCCAAUCAGAGGCACCAACUGCACCUUCUCCUGUGAUGAAGGAGCGUUCCUGAACAUGCAGACGCAGAAGUGCCAGAAGUGUGCAGCAGGGACCUACUCUCUGGGGACCAGCGUGGCCUUUGAGGACUGGGACACCCUUCCAACUGGUGUCAUCACUUACGGGAAGAUGACAAAUAAGGAGAAGGCCGGUCCAGACUGCUCUAACUCCACCUGGACACCAAAGGGCGACUACGUAGCCUCAAACACCGAUGAGUGCACGGCAACACUGUCUUAUGCUGUUAACCUGAAAACAAACGGAAAUCUUUUCUUUGAAUAUUUCUACCCUGAUGACAGCAUCUAUUUUGAGUUUUACGUUCAAAAUGACCAGUGUCAGUCGACUGACUCUGAGAACCGUGGGAUGAGGACUUCAGACAGCUGGAGCCUACACAAGGUGCAGCUGAGAAAAGGCACCAACGUUCUGUACUGGAGAACCACAGCGUAUGAUCUGCUGGGUGGUGCUGUCAAACCUGUCAUGCUAAAGAACAUUCAGGUCUCAGGGGUGUCCUACACAUCUGAGUGUUUCCACUGUAAACCCGGCACACACAGCGCUAAGCCAGGGUCAGCCCGCUGCACCCCCUGUCCCGCUGGCACCUACUCCAACAAGGGUGCUACCAGUUGCUACGAGUGUGAAAAGGAUAAAUACUCUGUACCCAGCUCAGGGAGCUGCAAACCAAGACCUGCAUGCACGCACUAUGACUACUUUUACACCCGCACCCCCUGUGACUCUGAAGGAAAGACUCAGGUCAUGUAUAAAUGGAUUCAACCUAAGAUCUGCAGUGAGAUGGUAGAUGGAGCAGUGCAGCUUCCAGCAUCAGGAGAAAAGCAAACAUGUCCGCCAUGUAACCCGGGGUUCUUUAUCAACGGCACCUCAGGAUGUGAGCCCUGCACCAACGGUUCCUACUCAAAUGGAACAGUUUGUGCCAUGUGCCCCGUUGGCACCGAGCCGCUGUUGGGUUUUGAGUACAGGUGGUGGAACACGAUGCCGACCAACAUGAAAAGCUCAGUUCUCCAUCAUGAGUUCAGCAGCUCUGGCCGAAGCACAGCAUGGGAGGUGAAUGGAGAUUAUGUCUACACCACCCCUGCAGAUCAGGACAGUGACUACCAGAUGCUCACUCUGACUCUUCCAGGAUACAGGAGUCAGUCUACGUUCCAAGGCAGCGAGAAAACUGAGUUAUCUCGCAUCUCCUUCGUUUUUGAGACCGUGUGUACAGCUGACUGCAGGUUUUACUUCCUGGUGGGCUAUAACAAGUGGUUCAACGACGUGGUGGAGCAGUGGAAGGGCAGCAACGGGAAGCAGUCGUAUUCCUACCUGAUCCAGAGUAACCACACGGUCAGCUUCACCUGGACGUUUCAGCGGACCAGCCAUUUCAAUGUGACCAGAAGGUACAGCUCCGAUGCUGCAAAGAUCUACUCCAUCCACAUCACCAACGUGAAGGGAGGGGUAGCCUCAGAGUGUCGCCGCUGUGCUCAGACCACCGACUCCACUUGCGUCCCCUGCCCUCCAGGGCACUACAUGGUGGAGGCGACAGGAGCGUGUAAAAGCUGCCCCCCCAACAGCUACGUCAGAGCCAGUCAGCCCAUUGGGGAGUCUGCGUGCGUUCAGUGUGGUCCAAACACAAAGAGGAACAUAGCCCACACAGCCUGUCUCAGUGACUGUAAAGUGGACAUCCAGACUAAAGGAGGGGUCCUGAACUACAAUUUCUCCUCCCUGUCCAAAGUCAUCGACUUCCGCAGCGGCCCCCGCUUCACCAGCAAAGGCCUGAAGUACUUUCAUCAGUUUAAUUUGGGUCUCUGUGGUGAGACCCAAGUGCCAGCCUCCUGUGUGGACAAUGUGACAGAAAAUGGAAGAGUGGCCAAAGGUUACAUCUGUCAGUCUGUGGUGGUUCCCUCUGACAUCAGGAGUCAGAGCGUAGUGUCCUCCCAACCUUUUGUCAUCGGGGACUCACUCAUUGGUGUGACCACUGACACCACCCUAGGAGGCCUUUCUUCUCCAUCACAGAUGUUCCCUCCUGCCUCCCCCCAGCUGCCAGAUGUCAUUUUCUAUUACAAGUCCAGCGACACGACUCAAGCUUGUAAACAAGGCAGGUCGACCACCAUCAGGCUGAGAUGCAACCCGACAGUCACUGCUAAAGAUGACAUCAGACUGCCAAGUAACUGUUCUGAGGGGACGUGUGAUGGUUGCACCUUCCAUUUCCUGUGGCAGAGCCAGCAUGCAUGCCCCCUCUGCACCGAAAAUCACUACAGAGAAAUCAUCAGUGCUUGCAUUCAAGGAAUACAGACAACCUCUUAUGUGUGGCAGCAGCCUCUGCAAUGUUAUGAUGGAGUAUCAUUACCAGCACAAAAAGUCAGUGCUUGUGUGACUUUGGAUUUCUGGCUCAAGUUUGGCGUUUCCACAGGAGCAGUUGCUGCUCUGCUGCUAAUCAGCAUCAGCUGUUAUUUUUGGAAGAAGACACGCAAGCUGGAGUAUAAGUACUCCAGGUUGAUGAUGAACUCUGGAGGUAAAGAGUGUGAGCUACCAGCUGCAGACAGCUGUGCAAUAAUGGAGGGAGAGGAUGCAGAGGAUGAACUCAUGGAUCUUUCCAACAAGUCCUUCUUCAAGAAAAUUAAGUCUUACUCACGAGAGAGAACAUCAGAUGGUUUUGACUCAGUUCCGCUAAAGUCAUCCUCCCGCCUCCUACGGGAGGAAGAGGACUGAUGCUGAAGAAAUCACAAUAUCAACAGUUCAUAAAACAUCGAGGAAAUCUUCAGUUUCUGAGAUUUAAAUGUCACUUUGGAGUACAAACAUAGAACAUACAGUAGGGAUAGUUUUUCUGAGGGAUUUUGUAUGGAUAUUUUAUUUAGUAUUAUUUGUUGGAUGCUAGAUUGUCAAACUUACAAAUAAAAUACGUGCCCAUAAAAAGUCUUACUGCAGAGUUUUCAAAAAUGAUCCAGCUGGAUAUGUUACAUUUUUUGGAUGUGUAAAACUUUGCAUUUUUUUAUUACAAAAAGUAUGUAACUUUUUCUUGUUUUCUAUUUUAUUUUAUUAUCAACCUGAUGAAAAAGGAAUAAAACAGCAUCACAUUGCUCAGAAUGUACUUUGACAGUUUGUGAAUUAUACUUGUUGAAGCAUAUUGUUUUUGUCCCCAGUGAGUGCUUUAUUAUAAGAGAAAACGAUUUUCAAUAAAAGUACAACUUUAUAUUUAA
Messenger RNA from Nothobranchius furzeri (turquoise killifish), 3460 nucleotides. RefSeq names its product endosome-lysosome associated apoptosis and autophagy regulator 1 (gene elapor1). Gene Ontology annotation, biological process: autophagosome assembly; positive regulation of vacuole organization. Lineage: Eukaryota; Metazoa; Chordata; Actinopteri; Cyprinodontiformes; Nothobranchiidae. Gene Ontology annotation, cellular component: plasma membrane; trans-Golgi network; late endosome. The record is from RefSeq and is a predicted model, not a curated record.